AUGGACGCAUUCGAAUACAACGCCAACCCCGGCCGUGUCAUCUUCGGCAGCGGCACUCUCCAGAAACUACCCGAUGAGAUCGCACGAUUGAACGUGAAAGCGCCGCUGGUGCUCUCGACGCCCCAGCAGGUGAACCAAGCCGAGAGCAUCCAGGCCGUCCUGAAGGGCCAGAUCGCCGGCAUCUUCAGCGAGGCGACGAUGCACACGCCGACGCACAUCACCGACAAGGCGCUGGAGUACGCCCAAGCGCAGGGCGCGGACGUAGUCAUUUCCAUCGGCGGAGGAAGCACCAUUGGACUGGGGAAGGCCAUCAGUAUCCGCACUGGUCUACCGCACAUCUGCAUCCCGACUACGUAUGCAGGAAGCGAGAUGACGCCGAUCUUGGGCGAGACGGCCGACGGGCUGAAGAAGACUCGUUCGGAUCCGAAGAUCCUUCCUGGAACGGUGAUCUACGAUGUCGAUUUGACUAUGACGUUGCCGACGGCGAUGAGUGCGACGAGCGGCGUGAAUGCCAUUGCCCAUGCUGUCGAGGCACUCUACGCCCGUAACACGAACCCCGUCAUCAACCUGAUGGCGCUCGAGGGCACUCGGUCACUGGCCUCCGCUCUGCCGGAGAUUGUCGAGAACCCUCAGUCCCCAUCUGCGCGGUCCCUGGCUCUCUAUGGCGCAUGGCUCUGCGGAACCUGUCUCGGCAGCGUGGGGAUGUCCAUCCAUCAUAAACUCUGCCAUACAUUGGGAGGGAGCUUUAAUCUGCCUCAUGCCGAGACACACACGGCCGUUCUCCCGCAUGCGAUCUCCUACAACGCGCCCAAGAUCCCGGAGGCCAUGAAGAAGUUGGCCGAGGCCCUUCCCGACAGCAACGGGGAUGCCAUCCACGGUCUCAAUGUCCUUCUGGAGAAGUUGAAGGUCAAGAGGGGUCUGAAGGACUUUGGAAUGAAGGAAGAAGAUGUUGACAAGGCGGCCGAUAUCGCGGUGGGCAACCCUUACUGGAACCCGCGGGAGAUUGAGCGCAGUCCGAUCCGUGAGUUGAUCCGGCGUGUUUGGGCGGGCGAACCGGCGCGAGCAGACCUGUGA
This is a messenger RNA of Aspergillus melleus, 1074 nucleotides long. RefSeq names its product maleylacetate reductase. Bases 1 to 1074 code for a protein of 357 amino acids. Gene Ontology annotation, cellular component: mitochondrion. Gene Ontology annotation, molecular function: maleylacetate reductase activity; alcohol dehydrogenase (NAD+) activity; metal ion binding. The record is from RefSeq and is a predicted model, not a curated record. Gene Ontology annotation, biological process: protein histidyl modification to diphthamide. NCBI's taxonomy places the organism in Eukaryota, Fungi, Ascomycota, Eurotiomycetes, Eurotiales, Aspergillaceae. The transcript has 2 exons.